Colletotrichum destructivum is the source of this 515-nucleotide messenger RNA. RefSeq lists its product as uncharacterized. Bases 176 to 406 code for a protein of 76 amino acids. The transcript has a single exon. The record is from RefSeq and is a predicted model, not a curated record. Lineage: Eukaryota; Fungi; Ascomycota; Sordariomycetes; Glomerellales; Glomerellaceae.
UACCACGACGGCCGCCUAAGCAGUUGAGAGUAUCUCCGGAGUCGCUCGCUCUCCAAAGCCCCCUCACGGAUCGGUCUUCGUCGGUUCUUGACCUCAACGCCCGAAAUAUCAGAACGUAGGUCGGCCGAUGGUUUUUAGCGGCAAGCAGACAAAUUGAGACAUUACCUGCGUGGUUAUGAGAUUGUGUCUCUCCCUCCUCCAGAGAAACUCCGAGCCCGUUCAGGAAAUCCCGCGUAAUUCAAGCCAUUGGUUGUACUUGGGACGCCGGACUGGUCUGGAAAGCCGGGCCAGAACCUGUCUCACAACUCCGCGGGUUCGGUGCCCGAGCUCCCACAGGCACCCUGAAAGAUUCUGGAACUCCGGCCAACUGUACCUUGGCCUCUGGGUUUAUGUUUCUUUAUUGUAAGUUGCGUAGGUAAUCAGUGUUGCUCGAGUCUCAAAGAGAUACGGUUAUCUCUAAUCAAUCAAGCACGCCUUGGAUAAUAGAAACGAGUGAAGCUCGGCGCACAAGACGG